AUGCAAACUGCCUAUCUACGCGCAGCCAUCUCAGUGCGAUCUCAGCAAAUUGCUGCACUUGAACGUGAGGUCCAAAUCAACCGCAUGAUCCUUUCGUCUCCGAUACGGAGGCUGUCACCCGAGCUUCUCGCGCAUAUCAUGGUCCUGUGCAUUUCGACCACUCGCUGCGCUCCUCGCCAUGCUCUUGCGCUCGCGCACGUCUGCAGGUCGUGGCGCGCAACGGCUUUCAUGAAAGCCGACCUCUGGACGCGUCUUAGCAUCAGCUGGGCACAAGCGUGUCAUGCGGAUGCUAUCGCUCACACUGCUGCGUGGUUUUCGAGGGCUCGCUCUCGACCUAUGUCUUUUUCCAUCUUCAAGUAUCGCGAUUUCCUGGAUUUCUGCCGACCUCCACCAUCACUCUGUCCGCUUCUCAAGUUCGUGCUUCUACAACACGAACCACAACUUCUCGAGCUUCACAUUGCUCUUCAUGUUCUGUGGCUUCCCACUUUUCUUUCCUGCGCUCGGGGGUCCCUCCCUAUGUUGCGGAAGCUCCAUCUCGACGUCCAGUACACUGCGCACUACAUCUCGAAAGGGUUCUAUUUCCCACUCGACGCUCUUCCUCGGCUGCAGACAUUACACGUACGAGGCGCCAACAUGCUCAUUCCGAGCCAUGAUCCGCUGUGUAACGUCCUAUUGUUACCGUGCGCGCAGCUGAAAAACCUGCAGCUGGACGGCGUGAUGGGAACACAUGAAUGGGGUGAGAUCUUCCUUGAAUGCACGUCCCUCGUCCGCGCCAGAAUCAGCUCCUUGAAAGGACGGGACCCCCCGCAAUGGCCAUCGAGUGAUGGCGCUGUACCGAGCGAGGUAGUCGUCUUCCGGCAUCUCACGCAGUCAGAAUUGUACUACAAAGAGCUCCCGGGCGCUGUCCUGAACGUUGCGCGCUUCCCUGCUCUCACUACGCUUAUCCUCGGAUAUCUUCCCAAAGCACGACACGGCGAAAUGGUGGAAGAUGACGAAGCAACGUGGACCGUGCACCGCGGUCUCGCGCAGCACUUGAAGAGUCUGACUUCGCUCACGGUGAUCGGCUUUGAUUUCGAGCACCCUCAGACCGAAGAUGCGUUCAGAUAUAUUCUGCAGAGUCUCACCCUCCUCACCCACCUCGCCUUCGAGAGCUGCACCUUGUGGUCCUUGGAUAUCCUCAGCUUCCUUACCACGCCAGAUUCCGUCCCUCUCCUCGAGGAGCUCCUUUUCUACAACAUGGAGAUAAAGGAGAGCUUCCUUUGCUCGCAAGAUGAAUUGGAACUUCGUAAGGACAUCUGGGACGUUGCGAUAUUCGAGGAAACGUAUGCGUUCAUCGAGAAGUUCCUGCGCGAGCGGGGCCUCGCAGAAUCGUCCCGCCUUCGCCUCUUCCAGUUCAGGCUCUUAUCCUUCGAGGAGGACAACGUUGAGGACGAGUUCGAGCUGGCACUUCGGCGCCUCGUGUGGCUGGCAGCGAGGUGCUUGACAGAGAAGGGGCUCGAGAUAGAUCUCGACGCGAUACCCAUAGAUAAAUUGGAUAUCAUUCCCGUGAACUCGGACAGUGAAUCGGAGGACAGUGCGACGCGUUCCUUUCCCGUUGUUCUUCAGGACUGA
Messenger RNA from Schizophyllum commune H4-8, 1611 nucleotides. RefSeq lists its product as uncharacterized. The transcript has a single exon. Bases 1 to 1611 code for a protein of 536 amino acids. Lineage: Eukaryota; Fungi; Basidiomycota; Agaricomycetes; Agaricales; Schizophyllaceae. The record is from RefSeq and is a predicted model, not a curated record.